AUGAGUAAUAAUUCUUCUUCGUCCUCUUCAUCUUCAUUGAAAAUUCUUAGGGAAAGUAGUGUUCUAAAACUCAGCGAAAUAUAUAAAGUUGAUGAAUCUACCAUAGCAAAUAUCUUAGAAAGGAAUAAUGAUCUCUUAGAUGAUCUGGAUGAUUCAUUUAUAAAUAUAACAAAAGUCUUGGAUAGCCACUUUGACGAAAAUAAUGAAAUUUUAGAUGAUAAUUAUGAUAAUUACCUUGAAUCACAAGACGGUGAAUCAUCAUUUGAAUAUUAUAAUAAUUUAUCAUCUACAUCUGGUCUUGAUAAUGAACCAUCGAUUGUUGAACAUUCUAAAGAUGUGAAAAGUUUGAAAGUUGCUGGUGGAGUAAAAAAGAUUUCAGAAGCAUAUCUUGUUAAUUUAUUAGAAGAUGCUUGGUUGGCAGCAACUCAUGCUAAUUGUGUUACCAUUCAACCUAAAGAUAUUGAACUUGUUUUACAUCUUU
Molecule: messenger RNA, 481 nt
Organism: Entrophospora sp. SA101
Lineage: Eukaryota; Fungi; Glomeromycota; Glomeromycetes; Entrophosporales; Entrophosporaceae
Source: the annotation of a GenBank genome assembly